AUGAAUGCAUAAUUAGAUCUAACUGUGCUAUAUGAGAACUAAAACUAAUAAAAAGCCAAAAUUACUUAACUCUUCAUUGAACUGCAUGAAGUAUAAUAAUAGCUUUAGCUAAUCUCACACAAAAACAGUUAAGCCAAAAAUUCAGCAUUGCCUUAAAAUUAAAAUUUGAUUGUUCAAUAGAAGAAAACUGGAAAUUUGUUUACAAAAUUUAGAACAGAAAUUAUCGUCCAUUUUACAAUGUAUUUAAAUGUAAAACAGAUUCUGCAAUUACGUAAAGUAAAUUAAUUGUUUAAUUAAAUCAUUUGCUAAUCACUCCCAACUAGGAUUAUCUAAUACUAAAAUAUACUAGAAAAUAUUCAAAAUACUUUCAAAAGCAUUCCUACCACAAUAAAUAAGAUUCCUGAUGAUUAUCAUUUAGAACAAAACGCAUUAAUAGAUUGGGAAGAAGUAUGGAGUUUCAAAGAAAUUAAUAAAAUUUAUGGUUCCAAAGAAUUAGAACCUGAAAUCUUUUAAGUAUUUAAAUUCAUGUACAUUUCAAUAUAUCCUGAUUUCCCUGAAGAUAUAACUUUAGAAAAAAUUAAAAAGAUGCUAACUAGGGAAUCCCUCAGAUAUGAUCUACCGGAAUGGAAUAAAAUUCUUACUGAAAAAUAAAUAAGUGCCUUGUAAGAUGUGAUGUUAUUAGAUGCACAGAAAAUUUAGGCUCAAUAUAAAUUUUCAGGAUAUGUUUGCUUGUAUUUGUAAAGAUAUACAAAAUUGACAAAAACUGAUCAAUUUAAAUUCUUGGUCCAAUCAUAUGAAUUAAGAAAACGAGAAAAACAAAUAUCAGAAAGAUUGUAAAUACUUAAUAAACUUAAUAAAAAAGUACAAAAAUGA
Paramecium octaurelia is the source of this 873-nucleotide messenger RNA. The record is from the annotation of a GenBank genome assembly. NCBI's taxonomy places the organism in Eukaryota, Ciliophora, Oligohymenophorea, Peniculida, Parameciidae.